Molecule: messenger RNA, 2120 nt
Organism: Tarenaya hassleriana
Lineage: Eukaryota; Viridiplantae; Streptophyta; Magnoliopsida; Brassicales; Cleomaceae
Product: BTB/POZ domain-containing protein At5g03250
Exons: 4
Coding region: 253-1992 (579 amino acids)
Molecular function (GO): protein binding
Source: RefSeq, a predicted model, not a curated record
UCUAGAUGGAGGAGAGGGUUCACAAAAUCAAAUAGGAGAAAAAUGAGGGAGACUGCGGAGCUUCUUCCCUCUCUUCACUGCUUUAGACUCGUUCUCUCUCUCUCUCUCUCUCUCUCUCUCUCUCUCUCUCUCUCUCUCGUUUGCUCAAAAUGAGGAUCACUGUCCGAUCAUUUCUGUUUGUAACAAUCUGUCGUGUCUUCCUCCUUCUCUGUUACUGCUCCGUUGCUUUUCAGACACCGAGAUUGGUUUCCAAUGGCGUUUAUGAGGCUCGGCUCCAAAUCCGAAGCCUUCCAUCGGGAAGGUCAAACAUGGCUUUGUACCACAGGGCUUGUAAGCGAUGUGACAAUAGAAGUCUUAGACAUGACAUUUCACCUCCAUAAGUUCCCAUUGCUAUCUCGAAGUGGACUUCUCGAGAAACUCAUCGAGGAGAGUUCAAAUGCCGAUGGCUCGGCUUGUGUUUUGAAGCUCGACGAUAUCCCGGGAGGAGGAAAAACGUUCGAGCUCGUGACCAAAUUCUGCUACGGUGUGAAAAUCGAGCUAACGGCUAUGAAUGUCGUCAGCCUCAGAUGUGCGUCCGAGUACCUUCAGAUGACGGAUAACUAUGGAGAUGGGAAUUUGGUCGGUAUGACCGAGGGUUUCCUCAACGAGGUGUUCGGAAACUGGACAGAUUCCAUCAAAGCUCUUCAAACGUGCGAAGAGGUCGUGAAUUACGCUGAAGAGCUUCACAUUAUCUCGAGGUGCGUCGAUUCCUUGGCUAUCAAGGCUUGUGCUGACCCGAGCCUUUUCAACUGGCCAGUUGGAGGGAAGAAUAUUAGUGCGCGGAUCAGAGAAGAUGAUGCCAGUUUGUGGAACGGAAUCUCGGCUUCCGGAAGGUGUCAACCUACUGGUGAAGAUUGGUGGUUCGAUGAUGCCUCAUGUCUCAGCUUAUUCCUGUUCAAAAGACUCGUUCUAGCCGUAGAAUCUCGAGGAAUGAAACCCGAGAGUAUAGCUUCGGCUGUCAUGUACUAUGCCAGGAGGCAUAUCCCUGUAAUGAACAGACAAGUGAACAUGGAUGAGCAAGUGUCGGUAGAGAUGUUAUCUCCUUCGGAAGCCGAGCAAAGGGUUUGUCUCGAAGAGAUCGUUGGCUUGCUUCCAAGCAAGAAAGGAGUAACCCCAACGAAAUUUCUUCUUCGGCUGCUUCAGACGGGUAUGGUGUUACAUGCAAGCCAGUCAUCUAGAGAAGAUCUCGAGAAACGGGUCGGUCUCCAGCUGGAUCAAGCUGCUCUCGUGGAUCUUCUCAUACCGAAUAUCGGCUACUCGGAGACACUUUACGAUAUAGAUUGCGUCCUGAGGAUGAUUGAGCAUUUCGUCUCGGCUGAACAAGGAGGAGGAGUCAUGGCUUCUCCUCCUUGCAUCAUGGAGGAAGGACAGCUGGUGAAAGAAGGGGCUGAUGCUCUAACGCCAUUGACAAUGGUGGCAAAUCUGAUAGAUGGGUAUCUAGCCGAGGUUGCUCCAGACGUUAACCUAAAGCUCGUGAAGUUCGAAGCCAUUGCUUCCGCCAUUCCCGACUAUGCAAGGCCCCUUGACGAUGGAGUUUAUCAUGCGGUAGACGUGUACUUGAAGGCGCAUCCAUGGAUCACGGAUUCAGAGAGAGAGCAGAUAUGCAGGCUGAUGAACUGCCAGAAACUCUCGUUGGAAGCCAGCACGCACGCAGCUCAGAACGAGAGGUUACCUCUUCGAGUAAUCGUUCAGGUUCUUUUCUUCGAGCAACUUAGGCUAAGAACGUCUAUAUCGGGAUGGUUCUUCGUCUCUGAAAACCUCGAGAACGGGGAAAACCCUAGCGGGACCGUGAAGGAACGGGUCUCGGAGCUCGAAAAGGAGUGCAUGAACAUGAAGCAAGAGCUACAGAAGCUGGUGAGGACGAAGAGGAGCUGGAAGAAUUUCACUAGGAAGUUGAACUUCAAGAAGAAAUCAGAGUGUUGCAAGCCAAAGGAUCAAACACCUACAGUUUAGAAAAAAAAAACUGAAAUUUAGAAUUCUUGGAAGAAAAAAAAACAUGUCAGAUCUUUCUGUUUUGUUGUUCUUGUAUGUUUUGUCUGUUUUUCUUUGCCUUAGUUUGAAAUAUUACUGAGAUUCUUCUC